This is a messenger RNA of Patiria miniata (bat star), 981 nucleotides long. RefSeq lists its product as uncharacterized. The record is from RefSeq and is a predicted model, not a curated record. Bases 1 to 981 code for a protein of 326 amino acids. Lineage: Eukaryota; Metazoa; Echinodermata; Asteroidea; Valvatida; Asterinidae. The transcript is spliced from 6 exons.
AUGUUUUAUAGCACCCUGCCGUGUUUCACUGGCACGGUAAUCCGAGCCGGGCUCAGCCUGAACUUGUACGAGAACCAACCGUGCGGCUUACCGGGCACAGCCGCGCAGUCUGCCCCGGGCACCGUGAGCAAGUUCCCCUGUGACGCACCGUACCUUGCCCGCUACGUCACCCUGGACAUCGACCCGUUACUGCGUGAAGUUAUCCACCCCAUGCUGAAGAUCGCCGAAGUUGAAGUCGAGGUCUACACGGCUGUGGAAUGUACCACUUUGUCAGCUUUUUCUGUCAUUGGUAAGCCAGCGUGGCUGAGCACUACACAUACCAGCUUUCUUGCGGGAAACGCUGUCGACGGUAAUCUUGCGACCAUCGCUCACAACGGAGGUGGUGACCCACAUCCUGUGUUGAGAGUUGAUCUGCAAGAGGAGGUUUGCAUGGGACGGGUGACCAUCACGCUACGCGACUCAGGCUGCGGCCCACAGCCGUGUUUCCUUGGCACGGUCAUUCGCGCCGGGCUCAGCCCCAACUACACCAACAACCAACCGUGCGGCUUACCGGGCACAGCAGCGCAGUCCACCCCGGGCGCGGUGAGCAAGUUCCCGUGCGACGUACCGCGGAAUGCCCGCUACAUCACCCUGGACAUCGACCCAUCCCAGCCCGGCGUCACCGCCCCUACUCUAAAGAUUGCCGAGGUGGAAGUCGAGGUGUACACGGCUGAGGAAUGUGCCACCGAACCUGCCGUUGAUACAAACUUGGCCUACUUUAGGAAGUGGUACGAGGGAGGCUCCAUUGUUAACCCUGACCCCCUGUCGACAAAGAGGGCGUCAUCUCUCACUCGAUGCGCCCUCUACUGUCUGAAACAUGCCAGUUGUUUGUCCUUCGAGUUCGCAGCAGUCCUGGGCCAGUGUCACCUCUACAGCCAAACAUCGGAGGAUAUCGAGAUGACUUCAAACACCGACUUUAACAUCUACGUGCGACAGUACUAA